This is a messenger RNA of Eriocheir sinensis (Chinese mitten crab), 5211 nucleotides long. RefSeq lists its product as uncharacterized. The record is from RefSeq and is a predicted model, not a curated record. Bases 764 to 1765 code for a protein of 333 amino acids. Lineage: Eukaryota; Metazoa; Arthropoda; Malacostraca; Decapoda; Varunidae. The transcript is spliced from 6 exons.
GGUAGUGAUGGUGAAGGUGUGGUGGCGAUAGUGAGUGUUAUCCUCCGCUCCUCAAUCUCUGUAUGACACGUCUACAGAGAAGAGAAGAAGAAGUGAAAAGCUAAAUGAAAACAAGUGAGUUCAGUGUAUAAGAAAAGAAAACGAAGAUAAAGAGACUGUGCGUGAAAGAGAACACAAACCAGAAACCAAAAACGAGAAGUGAAAUUAAGACCAAAAACUGAAAACAGAAAACAGACAAAAUAAAACAAAGGAAAAGAAGUAAAAUUUUGACCUGAAACCAAACAGCACCGCCAAAUAAUGAAGCGUUAACAGAAGCGCCUUACAACGGAACACGAAACAGAAACCAGAAACCAAAAGAAGUGAAGUGAAGGGAUAAAGGAAAGAGUUAGUGAUGAUGAAGGGAAGACAUGAGUGAAGGGAUGGCUUACAAUGAAGGACCCUUAAAGCAACGUGACAAAUAGAUGAUGGGCGCCGUUACUGAAGGGAAGAGGACUUGCUGAAGGGAAGCAUAGAGAAAAGAAACACAUAACAUCCCUUCAUCUUUAUUUUUCUCUCCCUUUUUUUCCCCUCCUUUCCUUCUCUCACACUCCCUCUUUCCGAAGCCACUACCCUUCUUUCCUUUCUACUACUACUACCAACCCUUGAAAAAAAACAUCUUAUACCUUGUCCAUCAAAUCAAACCUACUACAGCCACUCACCAUCCCUACUACUACUACUACUACUACUACUACUACUACUACUCCUGCCCCGCCGCCAUGACAAGAUGGAACGGGACAGACGAGGCUUGCGUCUGUCUGCUGCCGGCGGAGUGCUUACUGUCCUUACCUUCGUUGCCGCUAUCGCCGCCGCCGCCGCACCCAACUGGGCCAAUUUUGCGGGUGGCAUGUCGGGUUCCUUCGGGCCGUGGCAGGUGUGUCAGGGCGACGUGUACGUGACCUGCACAUCCUACUCCUCCAGGUUCCAGAGCUCAUGGAUGACCAAGGUUGCCGGCAUUGGGUCCGCCGCCGCCGCCGCGCUGCUGGCCGUGGCGGCGUUCAUGUGCCCGCUACUGGUGAUGAUGCACUUGUCUUCCGUCAAGGUGCUCAUCAAAUUCAGACACGCUACGCUGGCCAAGGUGGUGUGCAUAGGAGCGUCAGUUCUCUGCGGGCUGGUGAGUCUGCUGUUCUUCGUCAUCGAGGUGUUCAUCUCCAAGACCGGCAUCAGUUUCGGCGUCGCUAUCAAUCUCAGCUGGGCCUUCUACUUGCAGGGUCUGAGCGUGCUCCUCGGCGUCGUGGCGGGCGUGGGCGCCGGCAUCGAGUUCGGAUGGGGGAGGAAGCUCGGCGGGGACCCGACGGUGUACGGGCGGGACCCUGAGGGCACGGCGGCCACCACCAUCUCCAACCCGAGCUUCAGGGACACGCGGAACGGCCACGCCAAGACGGGCAACCACGCCAAGACGGGCAGCCACGCAGGCCACGGAGGCCACCGCUCAAGCGGCCGCGUCCACCGCAACGCCAACGGGGUGGCCAUGACGCACUUCAGCGGCCAGCCCUACAUGCUCCCGGCCAACGGCACCAACGGCCACACGGCGCGCACCAACGGCGGCAUGAAGCUGGCCUUUGACCCCAACAGGACGCCGCUGAGGUCAUCCCUGAGGAAGCCCAAACCCGCGCCGCCAGAGGACGCCCCGGACGCCUCCCUCGGCAUCCCGAACUUGGCCUACACGCAGUCCAGUCCGCCCGCCAAGAAGAAGGUCCGCAUCCACACUCAGUCCACCUCCGUGUAGCGUGGCGUGGCCCUCCCGUGACCUGGGACCACCUGGGAAUCUUCCUGGCCACCUGAGGACCUUCCGGGCCAACUGGAGACCUUCCGAGCCACCUGGAGACCCUCCUGGCUGGCUCUGCACGUGUCAUGGCCGGCUGGUGACUCACUGAGGCCUGGAAACCUUUAUAGCAAGUUGUGGAUCCGUCUGGCCGGCCACACACUCUUGCCAGGUGGUGUUUAUCGACCAAUCAAAAGUCUUUCUGCCCUAAACUUGACUAAUCUUACCUGCUGGGAAGGUUUGUGGCCAGACGAGGAUUCUGUCUGGCCAGCUUGAAAAUGUUGGCCAGUUGGUGACUUAAUAAUCUCACUGGCGACGCCUCCUGACUCAGCCAAGCAGCAGCAGCAGCUUGCUAGUCGGUGGCACUCGUGGUUGUCUCGCUGGCACGCCCCUUCCCUUAGUGCCACAGUGCCAGUGAGUGUUGAGUGCCUUACCUUGUGAGUCGUGUGCCAGAGUGGAUGAACCCUCGUUGGCCUCUCCCGCGGCACCUCAGACUGGGAAACGAAGGAAAGGUGUGUGAUGUGCACCUGGGAGACGUGGGAGUGCGUUUGGCUACCUGGGAUGAAGAGGAGGGGAAGGAAUGCAGGUGUACAGUGGCAGACACGAACUGGGUGACUUUCCUGCCGUGAUGGAGAUGUGAAAAGCUGGAAAAAAAAACACAUGAACAUACACCAACACGUCCACACAUUCCUCCUCCUCCUCCCCUCCCUGCUCCUCUUCCUCCUACCCGAUCUGGAUGACCAAUGAUGGAGGAAGUAAGCGACACUUUCAUGUGAAGGUUUUGUGUCUCAGAGGUUCUUUCUUUGUAUAUUCUGUUAUAAACUCACUACCCAUGUGAUGACUCUUCCCGCGCUCGACACACGCCCGGUUUUGUGUACAUUAUGAAGGCCCCAGCAAGUCUAAGGCCUGGCUGGGGGCUGUGACGUGGAGGAAAAUGUUGCAGAAAUCUUUAUAUUUAUCUCAUAUCCUUUAUCUAGCAUUUAGGUGUUGAUAUACUUUUUAUUCCACUCUGUACGUGUGCCAAGGUAUUUUGUAAAGGAUGAAGGCGGCGUCCAGCACGGCGCCUUGAGGGAAGAAGGAAUUGCUCUGAGUAACUUGGUUGAAAUUGUUUGACACACACACACACACACACACACACACUGUACGUUUACUGACCCGGUGCUGAGGUAUAGGAGCGACACACACACACACACACACACACAAGUACACGGUGUCACUCUAUAUUUUCUAUCUGUGCCUCAUAUUAGAGAGAGAGAGAGAGAGAGAGAGAGAGAGAGAGAGAGAGAGAGAGAGAGAGUGUGUGUGUGUACGUGUGUGUGUGACGCAAGUGGUGGUGUGACAAAGCUUUAAAGACAACGACAGUCGGCGAGUGUUUUGCUGGACCUUCAUAAUGGCCUUGUUAGUUUGUUAGUUAGUUCGUUCGUUUAUUCAGGAAGAUUAAUUAGUUAGCGAGUUUAGGUGUUUUGAUUAGGCGAGUGUUAUACCGCACCUGUGUUAGAACUGUUAGCAACACACACACACACACACACACACACACACACACACACACACACACACACACACACACACACUUCCUUUUUUUUGUUCUGUACUACUUUUUCUCUUAUUUAUCUUCUGCUUUAUUUUCUAGUUAUAACUGUUGCCUUUUCUCUUCUGUAGUUGUUGUACGAAUGUCUUAAUCUCAUAUCCGUGCUACCUCUCUGUUCUCUGUGUUGUUUUCCUUCGCUGUUUUCUAUUGAUUUCCAUGUAUAUUUUCUCUUAUUAUCUCGUCCCUAGCAUAAGUUGUUACGUUAGGUUCCUUCAUUUUCUUCGUGUAUUUUUUUUCUUUUUUAUAUUUUCUCCCGUUCCUUGUUUGUAUUCCUCAUGGUCAUUCACCUUCCACACACACACACACACACACACACACACACACACACACACACACACCUUGUCCUUGUAUCACUUUUAAUCAAUCAGUUAUUUAGAGGUAUACGCGAGCACAGGUGAGUCUGGCUGCACCGUCGGCUGUCGUUCUUUCCACUGGCAGAAUCUUCCAAUUGUAACUCAUUCCGUCCACUUGUUGUGAAUUAUGAGAGGGAGAAACACUUCUUUUUGUUCCACAGUUCAUAUAAUACCACAAGUUGUUCUGUAUACCUCUUUGGUGUUCCGUGAGAGGCAAAACUACUUACCUGCACCAUCAGUUGUCCUGCAGUUGUCUUUCCAUGGUCGUUAUAAUUAUCAUAUAUCUAUAUUUUUCUUUGGAUUUUUUUUUUUUAUUGUAUAUGUCAUCAGUUGUUUUGAGUGUGUGGAUGUGUUAAGCAGCUCAGCGAGGAGUGGUCUACGUAUAGCGCUGUAUAACAGACUCCUCGGCAUGACCACUCAGCAAAAUAAGUAUCUUCACACCUCCCAUUCACCCCGAACCACCACAUAACUGUACCGAAGCUCCAUAAACACAGUCACGCAGUCAGUCGGUAGUUGGUAGUCCGUUAGUUGACCAAUACUUAGCCAGCCAGUCAGUCCACACGUCAGUCACUCCAGACCAAGGGACGGAGCAAGAUCCUUAUUUCGCUGAGUGGUCUCCGUUGUCUCCUCCUCCGCCGCCUCCCGGGUAACGAAGUAGGUCCAGCCGUAGACAGCUUACCAUAGCGUUCUUAUUAUACGUAUUAUUGUGAAAGGAAAUAGCGAAGGAAAAGUGAAGUGCUAGCCUCAGUCUCAUUCCGUUACCCCUUCCUUCACCAGUAAAAUCUUUGGACGUGCUGUUAGAAGCUCCUCAGAAUCACAUUUCUCCUUUUGUUAUUCAUGUUCAAGACACGUUAUUUGAAGUUAUUAAGAAACUGGUAUCUCUUCUUCCCAUUUCCUUUUCAAUAUCCAACUUUCAGACAUCCCCUUUGAAGCGGUUCCGAAUUAAAUACUCUUUUUCCUAUUUCCUUUCGAUAACUAACGUUUCAACUGGUAUCUCUUCUUCCUAUUUCCUCUUCAAUAUCCAACCUCUGGACAUGCCCUUUGAAGCGGUUCCGAAUUAAAUACUCUUUUUCUUAUUUCCUUUCGAUAACUAACGUUUCAGACACUUCAAAGAUCAUCCAAAUACGCUUCACUAAACGUUAUUUGAAGUUAUUAAGAAACUGGUAUCUCUUCUUCCCAUUUCCUCUUCAAUAGCCAACCUCCACAUGCUAUUUUCAAGUAUUUCCGAAUUUAAUACACUAUAUCUUAUUUCCUUUCGAUAGCUAACGUUUCAGACGCUUCAAAGAUCAUCCAAAUACGCUUCACUAAACGGCCGGUUCAAUAACAAUAAAUACCUGGCUCAAAGCGAGGCUGGCGGGGGUGGAGGCGAAACUACCAUGGUGAAUUUAUAAGACUAUUCUAAUGAAAUGCCGUAGGUUAAAGACUGUGACCUCGAUGCAGAAAUAAAGGUGUGGCCGCAGUGAUAAAGA